Astyanax mexicanus (Mexican tetra) is the source of this 1467-nucleotide messenger RNA. It is a transcript of the gene eif4ea, whose product is annotated as eukaryotic translation initiation factor 4ea. The record is from RefSeq and is a predicted model, not a curated record. The transcript is spliced from 8 exons. Gene Ontology annotation, molecular function: translation initiation factor activity; RNA 7-methylguanosine cap binding. Gene Ontology annotation, biological process: translational initiation. Gene Ontology annotation, cellular component: eukaryotic translation initiation factor 4F complex; cytoplasm. Lineage: Eukaryota; Metazoa; Chordata; Actinopteri; Characiformes; Acestrorhamphidae. The coding region runs from base 84 to 740 and encodes 218 amino acids.
CUAUCGUCGUCGUGCGCAGCACCGCCCUCUUCAUCAUCUCUGCUGUCAGCAGCCCUGGCCCCGCCCCCUGUUAGUGUCUAAAGAUGGCGGCUGCUGAGCUGGAUAUAAACUCAAAAACACUGAAUUCUGAAGAAGAGAAGAAUUGUGUUUCUGGGCAAGGGCAAGAAGUUGCAAUUCCUGAGGAUUACAUUAAACAUCCACUACAAAACAGAUGGGCCCUGUGGUUCUUCAAAAAUGACAAAAGCAAAACCUGGCAAGCCAACCUGCAGCUCAUCUCAAAGUUCGACACAGUUGAAGACUUUUGGGCGCUAUACAAUCACAUUCAGCUUUCCAGCAAUUUAAUAUCUGGGUGUGACUACUCACUCUUUAAGGAUGGUAUCGAGCCUAUGUGGGAGGAUGAGAGGAACAAGAAAGGAGGCCGCUGGCUCAUCACUCUCUCCAAACAGCAACGAAGAGCCGACCUCGACCGCUUCUGGCUCGAGACGCUGCUGUGCCUCGUGGGGGAAGCGUUUGAUGACCACAGUGAUGACGUCUGUGGUGCGGUGGUCAACAUUCGGACGAAAGGAGACAAGAUAUCAAUAUGGACAACAGACUACGAAAACAAAGACGCAAUUGUGCACAUCGGGAGGGUGUAUAAGGCCCGAUUAGGUGUCCCACCUAAAGUCAUCAUCGGGUAUCAGUCGCAUGCCGACACAGCUACCAAGAGCGGCUCCACCACUAAGAACAAGUUUGUGGUGUAAGAACUGUCCCAGUACACACAUUUGUUACAGUAACUGUGACAGAAGUCCUGUUCUCCAGAUGAAACCAAAGUUACACCUGAGAAGAGUGAAGAGCCAGAGGAGAAUAACAAGGAUCAGCACACUACAAUAAGUUAAUUAGUGUUGCGUUUUUUUUGUUUUGUUUUGUUUUUAGGUGGGGGUGUUGUUUGACAUAAGCAGGUGGAAACAUGCAAAAAAAAUAGUGUCUUAUAUACAUUUACACAUGUAUAAAUGCAGAACCAUUUUAAUAUUUCUUUGAGUUUAUUAGUUUGCUUUCUUAUACUUUUGAGUUGUUGCUGAUAUGUGGAUGAGUUUUAUUAUGUUUACAACAUAGUUUAUUUCUAAUUAAUAUUGAACAAAUAGAUAGUGGUAAAACAUGAUGAACAUAUAUAUAUAUUUCGAUUUUUGGAUACGUUGGCCAAGAUACAAUAAAAAAAAAAAAACAGGAACAAUGUAAUCUUGUAUUUGUCCAUUUGGACCCUGUUGUAAAUGUGUAUGAUUGACUUUUCUAUUACACUGCAUUUUGUAAUCCUAGUGUUUAUAUUGAAAUAUUUGAUAAUUAUAUUACAACAUAUGAGUUCUGUGGGCUUUAUUAAAAGAUCAUUUUUAAAGCCAUGACUGUUUAUAAAAGAAUGAGAAUAAUAAAAUAAGAUUGUGUUGUAUGUAUUAUAUACAACUGUAAAUAAACCUGUAUAGUGUGUUAUCUUAA